Messenger RNA from Pseudomyrmex gracilis, 522 nucleotides. RefSeq lists its product as uncharacterized. The record is from RefSeq and is a predicted model, not a curated record. NCBI's taxonomy places the organism in Eukaryota, Metazoa, Arthropoda, Insecta, Hymenoptera, Formicidae. The transcript is spliced from 3 exons. The coding region runs from base 113 to 400 and encodes 95 amino acids.
GACAAGUCUGGCAACAUUACGACAGGCAUGAGCAUUUUCACGUAUAAACUACAUAGAACCAAACUUCGCGAUAGUUGUCGUCGUGUCAGUGUCAUCUUUUAAAACGAAUCAGAUGAUGGAUCGAAAACGGAUGAUAAUCAUCGUGCUAUUAGUACUAUUACUUCAUAAGGAAACAAUUGUAUCGAGUCAAUCGGAGAUCCACAAACUUAUACACGAUUUUUUUAAGUACAGAAUCGCAGGCGCACCUAGAGCUUAUCAAAAAACACUUUGGAACUUUGACCCUGAUGACGAGCAAAGAACGCUUCAAUACGUGCAGGAAAACGGACUUCACGGAGAGUAUGUAAUAGCAAGACUAGGAAUGGGCAUUGAAUACAACGAGCCAUCAAAGAAACGCUUGUAAAAACUCGAUAAAUCAUGAUAUUUUUGAUAGCACAAUUUUUGUUUAACUUUAACAAAAUAAAAUGUUAUUAUCAUGUAUAUGCUGAAUGUUAUGUAAUAAACCCACCUAAUGUUAUGUGACUU